AUGAGACCCUCUCUUCUCUUCACAUCCUUCUUUCUGGGGGCGCAGGCGACCAUCUACUACGCCGGCGUGUCAGAGUCUGGCGGGGAAUUUGGUGUAUAUGGUACUCCAGGCACAGGACUUCCUGGCACGUUUGGCGUAGACUAUGAAUUCAUUAAUGCCUCUGCCGUUGAUGUGUACGUGGACCAGAACAAGAUCAACUUGUUUCGCGUCGCUUUCCUCCUGGAACGGAUGUGUCCGUUGGCAUAUGGCCUCGGAGCCAAAUUCAAUGAGACGCACUUCGACUAUUACAAGCAAGCCAUCGAUCAUAUCACAAAGACCAAGGGCGCAUACGCGAUAUUGGACCCGCACAACUACAUGCGCUACAACGACCCGUCGUCGCAACCCUACUCGGGCAGCGUGAUCGGCAACACCACCGACCCAGCCGCCGCGACGACAGAACAGUUUGCAGCCUUCUGGGGCGAGCUGGCCAGGCGCUUCGCCAACAACACGCACGUCAUCUUCGGCCUCAUGAACGAGCCACACGACAUGCCAACCUCGCUCGUCCUGCAAAACGACCAGGCCGCGGUCACAGCCAUCAGAGAGGCGGGAGCCACGAACCUCAUCCUCGCCCCGGGCAACGGCUUCACAGGCGGGCACGUGUGGACAUCCAACUCGGGCUCCACGGGAACCGACCUGCCGUCGUCCGAGUACAUGUACCAGAUCAACGACACGGCCAACAACUGGGCCGUCGAUGUCCACGAGUACCUGGACUACGACUUCAGCGGCAGCCAUAUCGAGUGCACGGAGCCGUUCAACACGACACUCGCCCCGCUGACGGCGUGGCUGAAGCAGUACGGCAUCAAGGCCCUCGUGAGCGAGUUUGGCGGCUCCAACACCACCGGCUGCGUUGAGAUGCUCAAGGACGCCCUGGCGUACAUGGCUGACAACGAAGAGUAUAUCGGCUGGGCGGCGUGGGCUGCUGGGCCCCUCUGGGGACCCUAUGCGCCCUGCUGUAGCAACUCGACCGAGAUUGGCAGCCUUGAGCCAGGCAGUCUGGCGGUCGACGGCAGCCCGGGUCUAUAUGAGACCGUCUGGGAGCCGGUUCUUGAGCCUUUGUUGCCCACGACUCUGCAAACUAGCGGGGCGGCCAAUGUCAACGGCUCCGCUGUGAAGACGAGGCGCGUUGCUUGA
This is a messenger RNA of Cryphonectria parasitica EP155, 1170 nucleotides long. RefSeq names its product family 5 glycoside hydrolase. The transcript is spliced from 3 exons. NCBI's taxonomy places the organism in Eukaryota, Fungi, Ascomycota, Sordariomycetes, Diaporthales, Cryphonectriaceae. The coding region runs from base 1 to 1170 and encodes 389 amino acids. Gene Ontology annotation, molecular function: hydrolase activity, hydrolyzing O-glycosyl compounds. Gene Ontology annotation, biological process: glucan catabolic process. The record is from RefSeq and is a predicted model, not a curated record.